UCGGUCGUAUCAAGACUAUCAAAUCAGGUAUUAACAGCGGUAGGCGAAGUGAUUUGUCUUGUUUGCCUAAGGUAGUGAUAUCUGGCUGGUCUAAUUGCUGAUUUCAUUUAAAGAGUACAAGGCAAAUACUAGCUAUUUUAUGUGCAACUGCUAUAAAGUUUUCUGCAAUUAACAAUUCCAGCAGUCAAUAUAUAAACACUAAUUGUUGAAUUCCUUACUAAUUAUAUCAAUUUCAUUUGCGGUUUUUUCAAACAAUAAUGUCUAAAAAACACCACAUUUUUGUGAGUAAAAGUAUUGAUACAGAACAGGAUGAGAAAUUACUUCAACCUUCCACUUAUAUAUGUCAAACAAUAAUGUCUAAAAAAAAAGUUUUGAGUAAAAGUAAUAAUACAGAACAGGAUGAGAAAUUACUUCAACCUUUCACUUAUAUAUGUCAAAUACCCGGAAAAAAUAUAAGAUCCAAAUUUGCCAGAGCUUUCAAUGUAUGGAUGAAAAUACCUGAAGAUACACUUGCGAAAAUAGAAGAAAUUGUUCAUAUCCUUCAUAACUGCAGCCUACUGAUCGAUGAUAUUCAAGAUAGCUCAGUCUUGCGGAGGGGAGUACCAGUGGCACAUGCAAUUUAUGGUGUUCCUAGUUCGAUAAAUGCUGCUAAUUAUUGCUUAUUUAUAGCCUUAGAGAGAGUGCUGGAAUUGAAGAACCCUGAAGCAGUACGAGUCUAUAAUGAACAACUUUUGGAACUACAUAGAGGUCAAGGCAUGGAAUUGUACUGGAGAGACAAUUUUUUGUGUCCAAGUGAAGAAGAAUAUAUAGAAAUGACUAAGAGAAAAACUGGUGGUCUUUUCAUGUUGGCAAUAAGAUUAAUGCAGUUAUUCAGUGAAGACAAGUCUGAUUAUACAAAGUUAACUGGCAUUAUUGGUUUAUAUUUCCAAAUUAGAGAUGACUAUCUAAAUCUCAUUUCUAAAGAGUAUGCACAACAUAAGAGCUUUUGUGAGGAUCUAACAGAAGGAAAAUUCAGUUUCCCUAUCAUCCAUGCUAUUAAAACACAUCCCGAGGAUGAUAAAAUUAUACAUAUUUUGAGGCAAAGAACCAAAGAUAUAGAAGUGAAGAAAUAUUGUGUUAAACUAUUAACUGAAAUGGGAAGUUUCGAAUAUACCACGGAAGUUUUGGGUCGUUUACAGAAAGAAUCAGCUGUUGAAAUAGAUAAAUUAGGAGGCAAUUCCUACAUGGAGAAAAUAUUGGCUUUGCUAUUCAAAUUAGAAUAAACAAAAUGCGCAAUAAUUUCUGUAUUAAACACACCAAAGAUUUUUGAGGAAUAAAAAAUGGAUGUUGAGGACUGGUUGGUUGACCAAGUUUUUUUCUCAAUGCAAAUGUUUUUGAAAUAUUUUUAUGUCGAAAUUUAUUUUUAAAAUUAGUAUUAUUAUACAUACCGAGAGAGAGAUUAUAUUUGUCUUUCCUGAAUGCAAUAAAUAUUUCAUAAUUCUGUU
This is a messenger RNA of Harmonia axyridis, 1484 nucleotides long. It is a transcript of the gene qm, whose product is annotated as geranylgeranyl pyrophosphate synthase. The transcript has 8 exons. Gene Ontology annotation, molecular function: prenyltransferase activity. The record is from RefSeq and is a predicted model, not a curated record. NCBI's taxonomy places the organism in Eukaryota, Metazoa, Arthropoda, Insecta, Coleoptera, Coccinellidae. Bases 258 to 1262 code for a protein of 334 amino acids. Gene Ontology annotation, biological process: isoprenoid biosynthetic process.